Molecule: messenger RNA, 1939 nt
Organism: Raphanus sativus (radish)
Lineage: Eukaryota; Viridiplantae; Streptophyta; Magnoliopsida; Brassicales; Brassicaceae
Product: S-locus-specific glycoprotein S13-like
Exons: 2
Coding region: 459-1811 (450 amino acids)
Biological process (GO): recognition of pollen
Source: RefSeq, a predicted model, not a curated record
UUGUUACUUUUCAGACUUUUUGGUCGAACAAGUUGGCUUCGGCCUCAAGUUUAUUAAUCAAUGACAAAAAAAACUCUAGUUGGUUCGUUUCCUCUAGUCCAGUAAUCGUUUAAUCUUCCAUAAUCGUUAGCGGUUAGACGAAAUGGUACGAAAAUUUUCAAUAUACCAUAUGCUAUGUGUUUUCUUUUCGAAAACUCCAUAUGCAAUGUUGGCAGCGUGAGAAAUAAUAACGUGUUAGAUAUAAAAGUAGUUGACGAAUGACAAGUUUGUGGAAGUGAACUAUUCGAUGGGACAAAAAAGUCACGGACUAUGGAACACAACAUUUUGCUUGCCUGCUAGUUCGUCAUAGUAAUUUAAUUUCGAAUUUUCUUGAAAAGUAACUUAGGAUGUAUAUAUAUGCAAGUUAGGACAAAAUCUAAUAACAAGAAAAAAAGAAAGAAAGAAAGUGGUGGGGAGAGAUGAAAGGAGUACAGAACAUUUACCACCAUUCUUACACCUUAUCGUUCUUGCUAGUCUUCCUUGUCUUGGUUCUAUUUCAUCCUGCCCUUUCGAUCUAUGUCAACACUAUGUCGUCUUCAGAGUCUCUCACAAUCUCAAGCAACAGAACACUUGUAUCUUCGGGUGGAGUCUUCGAGCUUGGUUUCUUCAAACCCUCGGGACUCUCACGUUGGUACCUAGGAAUAUGGUAUAAGAAAGUCUCCGAGAAAACCUACGCAUGGGUCGCCAACAGAGACAAUCCUCUCUCCAAUCCCAUUGGAACCCUCAAAAUCUCUGGCAACAAUCUUGUCCUGAUUGGUCAGUCUAACAACUCUGUUUGGUCGACAAAUCUUACUACAUGUAAUGUGAGAUCUCCAGUGAUAGCAGAGCUUCUUCCCAACGGUAAUUUUGUAAUGAGAUACUCCAACAACAAAGACUCAAGUGGAUUCUUGUGGCAGAGUUUCGACUUUCCGACAGAUACUUUACUUCCGGAGAUGAAACUAGGUUACGAUCGCCAAACAGGGCGCCACAGGUUCCUUACAUCAUGGAGAUCAUAUGAUGAUCCGUCAAGCGGGAAUACCAAGUACAAACUCGACAUUCGAAGGGGAUUGCCUGAGUUUAUUCUUAUAAAUCAGUUUUUGAAUCAACGUGUUGAAAUGCAAAGGAGCGGUCCGUGGAAUGGAAUGGAGUUUAGUGGCAUACCGGAGGUGCAAGGAUUAAAUUACAUGGUUUACAAUUAUACGGAGAACAGUGAGGAGAUCGCUUACUCGUUCCAUAUGACCAACCAAAGCAUCUACUCCAGAUUGACAAUCAGUGACUAUACACUCAAUCGAUUCACGUGGAUCCCGCCAUCACGGGCAUGGAGCAUGUUCUGGGGUUUACCAACGGACGUAUGCGAUUCUCUUUACUUAUGUGGGUCUUAUGCUUAUUGUGACCUAAACACGUCACCUAACUGUAACUGUAUUAGAGGGUUCGUUCCCAAGAACCGGCAGCGGUGGGACUUGAGAGACGGAUCACAGGGGUGUGUGAGGAGGACGCGGCUGAGCUAUAGUGGAGAUGGGUUUUUGCGGCUAAAGAAUAUGAAUUUGCCGGAUACUAAGACGGCUACUGUGGAUCGGACAAUUGAUGCGAAAAAAUGUGAAGAGAAGUGUCUUAGUGAUUGUAACUGUACGUCCUUUGCGAUUGCGGAUGUUCGAAAUGGCGGAUUGGGUUGUGUGUUUUGGACCGGAGAUCUCGUUGAGAUGCGGAAAUUCGCCGUCGGUGGUCAAGAUCUUUACGUCAGACUGAAUGCUGCUGAUCUAGGUGAUCGUGGGAAGGAAUUGGAUCAGCCGUGAAGAUUCAAAAUAAACGAUGGAUGGGUAGUGUAAUAGACUGAUUAGGAUCGUUUACAUUGUAAUAGCCUAUGUGGCAAACUCUCGUUGUAACGAAUCCUUUAUGAAAUAAAUAAAAAAUCAGUUUAUCC